This is a messenger RNA of Chaetomium strumarium, 2442 nucleotides long. RefSeq lists its product as uncharacterized. Gene Ontology annotation, cellular component: mitochondrion. NCBI's taxonomy places the organism in Eukaryota, Fungi, Ascomycota, Sordariomycetes, Sordariales, Chaetomiaceae. The record is from RefSeq and is a predicted model, not a curated record. Gene Ontology annotation, molecular function: mRNA binding; protein binding. The coding region runs from base 1 to 2442 and encodes 813 amino acids. Gene Ontology annotation, biological process: mitochondrial gene expression. The transcript has 2 exons.
AUGCGGUCGCAGUUGACGCGCAAUGUGUGCCUCCGACUGCUAGCCAACCAUGGCUCGCUGCGGCCAUGUCGCGCCCUGUCCGGCCGCUGCCUUGCCACAUCCUCCCGCGCGAGACCGCUUACCCCCCUCCUAGGCCGCCGCCAAUCUCGGAGAACGUUCUUCGGCAUCUUCCAGAAGCCGCCACGGAUGCUUAAGGAGCCCGACCUGGAGCCCGGCUACGACGUGCUGCUGCAGUUUAGGAGCGUGGAGGCGGACGAUGCGCGGCCGCCGCCCCGGGCGGAGCUUCUGAAGGGCUGGACGCAGUUCAUCCAACACAAGAGAAAACACCACCACAAAGCCCUCAACUCGACACAGGCCUUCCUCACGCUGCGACUGCUCCGCUACCUCGUAACGACGGAGCCGGACGCGGACGACCACCAUGGCGAGGAUCUCAGCUUCGCCGACCUCCGCGCGGCGCUAUGGGUCACGGCAUCCAAGCUGCCAAAGGGCACGAGCGAGCACCACCUCGAGCUUGCAAAGCUGCUGUACGGGGAGAUCGAGCGGAGGAUACAGAACAUGCGCGAGCUGGGCAUCGACGAGGAGGUGAUCAGGGACGCUGUCGGAAGCGGCAAGGAUGCCAGCGACUUUGAGCUGUUCCUGACGGCUCUCACACAGUAUGGCGGGUCACUAGAGGCCGCCCAACGGCUGGCCGAGUUUAGGGCCAGUACAAACGGAGAUAAGAAGAUGAUGGCGCGGGUGAGGGUGUUUUGGACCUUGGUGCUGCGCGGUCUGGCCAAGGAGGGCCGCGAAGAGGAGCUGCUCCGCGAGUACAAGAAGGCGGAGGAGGCGAGCGUCGAGUACAUGCCGCCGAUCCACGAGAUCAUGACGACAUUCUUCGCGACGCGGGAUAGGGUGGAGGAGACGAAGUACUGGUUUGAGAAGCCGGUGUACGGCAACUGGCUGCGGAGGCCAAAGGCGUACAUGGAGGUGGUCAGGUUCGCGAUUCGGAAUGGAGAGCAGCAGUGGCUCCAGCCGAUCUUUGAGCAAUUGAUACAGUCAAACCCGCAGAAGGAGUGGUGGGAUGUGGUCUUCCACUGGGCCGUGGUGGUCAUGGAUAAGGGGGUUGAAGACAUCAAGCAGAUGAUCCGGGCCAUGUCGGCACCGGUGGAUGGGAAAUCGGGACCAAAGCCGGACGCCGGUACCCUCGACACCCUAAUCACGGCAGCUAUCGAGAAGCAGAACCCUUACCUUGCCGAGAGGUUUCUCUCACUGGGUGCCGAGCUGGGCAUCCGGCCGAAGGCAUCCACAUAUCUCCUCCAGAUGGACUACCGCGUGGAUGCCAAGGACUUCAGCGGCGUCCAAGCAAUCUACGAUAAGCUGCUAAAGGGGGAGGUCACUCCAAAGCAGGACGAGGACCUCCCCGUACUGAACAAGUACCUACGCGCGCUAUGCUCCGUUCCGGAGCCCGACCUCGGCCGAAUCCUCGACAUCACGGCGGACCUCGAACAACGGCACGCGACGCUGGAGCCCGAGACGGUCGUCGCGAUCUGCAUGGUCUUCCUCCGCAACGACAACCAGUACGACGUGAUCGACACGCUCUCCCUGCACACCGUGUCCUACAGCCUGGAGGAGCGCGCGCAGGUCCGCCGAGCCUUCGUCGACUACUGCCUCGACCGCAAGGUCAGCACGGCGCGCGCGUGGGACUGCUACUCGCUGGUGCGGCAGUUCUUCCCGGAGAUGGAGCCGGACGAGCGCGUGCGGCUGAUGGACGGCUUCUUCGCGCGGCGGCGGCCCGACAUGGCCUGCUUCGUCUUCGGGCACAUGCGGUCGCAGGGCAACCUGGCGCAGCGCCCCACGGCCGACAUGUACGUGCGCUGCCUGGAGGGGUUGGGCCGGCACCCGGACGCCGAGUCGCUCAAGAUGGUGCACAACAUGCUCAAGAUGGACACGACGGUGCAGAUGGACACGCGGCUGUACAACGCGCUGAUGCUGGCGUACGCGGGCUGCGACGAGCCCGCCACGGCGCUCGAGUUCUGGCGCGACAUCACCAACUCGGCCGAGGGCCCGUCCUACCACAGUCUCGCCAUCGCCUUCUGGGCCUGCGAGCUGCAGCCCGCCUACGGCGACCGCACGGCCCGCGGCAUCUGGCAGAAGAUACAGCGCAUGGACCUCGAGGUGCCGCCGGACGUGUUCUGGGCGUACUGCGGCGCCAUCGCGGGCAGCGGCCACCUCGAGGAGGUCAUGCGCCUGAUCCGGGGCAUGGAGGCUAGCGUAGGGUACGGGCCGGGGAUGAUGACCCUCGGAGUGACGUACAAUGCGCUGCCCAGCGAGGGUAGGAAGGAGCAGUUCGAGGCUUGGGCCAGGGCCGAGUACCCCGACAUCUGGGCGCAGCUAGAGAAGAAGGGGCGCAAGGAGACGCUCAUGGGCACCAAGUUCAACAUCGACAGGGAAAUGAAAGCCUAA